AUGACUACGCGAUCGAAGUCAAGUAAGCGUAACGCGGAGGAGAGUCAACAGGAUCCCGAGCAGGGAGACCGCAACGUACAGGAGGUUCCAGAGGCCGUCGGCGGAGCUACAUUGCAGCCGGCAGAAGUCCAGGCGAUCAUCAAGACCGCCGCUACGUAUUCACCGAGAUCACUUUCAUUCAAAUUAAAGAAGACUGGUGCUAUACCGAAGGUUCGUAAGGUUGCGGUACGGCAACCGCGAAAGAAGAAGGUCCCAGCGGGCGGCGAAGCAUCUUUUCCCGCGCAUCCCACCGGCGAGGCGACCGACGGCCGAGACGGGAGCAACACGCCGUCGUUACACUCGCAUCGGUCGAGCUCUAAGCGUGCGGAAAUAGAUCAAAUUAAAGCGUUGUUAGACUUCGCCGGAGCUACCCCCAGAUCCAACAGCUUCACCGCUGAGGUCGAAGGCUCGCGGAGUAGCCCCGAGGUCAGCGAGCGACCGAGACCAAAUAGCGAAGCGCAGGAGGGGGAGGUGGCGAGCGUAGCGAGCCGGCGACGUCCACAAGCGAGCUAUGGUCUCAGUGAGCGCGAGGACACGUCUGCCUAUGCCCGCGAGCCACAGCCGGCUCCGCCGAGGCAGCAGGCGGCCUACACGUCUACACCACGAGUGAAGAUAGAGCAGCAGGAGCGAGGAAUGAACGACACGGCGUUCAUGAGCGACGCUGCUGCAGCAUUUCAAGCCCUCGCCGAUCAACUAAAGGAUCUUAAACGCCCUAAGCCGCCUAAACAGGUAUACGAGCUCCCAUAUUUUAGCGGCGACACGAGCGAGUGGCAGAUAUUCUUCAAGGCAUACGAGGAAACAACAAAAAGGUACGAAUUCAGUGACUAUGAAAAUAUGGCGCGUCUACGUAAUUCAUUACGAGGGGAGGCGCGCGCCUGUGUACAUCACUUGUUGGCUACGGCGUCAGAGCCCGACUUAAUUAUUAGAAUACUACAGAAAAACUUCGGGCGAAACGACCUAAUUAUAGAUAGAGCUUUAGAAGAAUUGCGGAGAUUGCCGAACGUCGGAACGAGCGCCCUUAAUUUAAAUCAUUUCGCUACAAAGGUGGCAAACAUUGUAAGUACUCUAAUACACGUGGACAAGAAGAACUACGGAGAUAACCCGCUCCUUAUCAGAGAGGUAACUGAAAGGCUAAGCCCACAUCUGAGGUCAAAAUGGUGCUCGUACGCAGCUCAAAACAUGAGUAAAGGCAAAACUGAGCUAACGCUCUUAUCAAAGUUUCUAAUCGAGGAAAGCGACGUAGAGCUGCAGUUUAGUCACGUGAAGUCUAGUUUCAGGAGGCCUACUGUACAGCGCGAGCAGCCGCCGCGACAAUACGCGCCGCCACGAGAGACUCCGGCGCCGCGACACGAUUACAAGUACAGUAGAAAUUAUAAUAAUAAGGUUCAAACUCAGUCACUGACGCACAAGCCCCCCGAGAAAAGCUAUAACAUAACAGAGGUAAAAUCAGUAGAAGUUUGUUUGUGCUGCGGCGGAGUACACAGAAUUAGUGUUUGCAAGAAAAUGCAAGGUAUGUCUAUAGGAGAACGCCUACAGUGGGCACAGGGAAAUCAAGUAUGUUUUAAAUGCCUAGAAAGGAGACACAGCCGUGAGCAAUGCCAGGCGAAGGGCUGCGGCGUAACCGGCUGUCGCUAUGUCCAUCACAAGCUGCUUCAUAGUAAUGAAACAACGUCGCGAACGGCGGGAUACCAAGCACCGCCCCCACCUCGCCCUUGUCCCUCUCGCACAGAGCCGAGCACAGAGGCGUGCGGUACGACUGAUAGCGAGCAGACAACGGCAACGACGGUAGUUAACGCUACAUCGGAUGAGGAGCAAAGUACAGCGGUACUGUUAAAGGUAAUUCCGAUAACUGUGGAGGGCCCGCUGAAGAGGGUCAACACAUACGCCCUUUUAGACGACGGCAGCUCGAUUUCACUGGCAGAACAAUCAUUAAUGGAAGAAGUCGGCAUCACAGGUCCACAGAUUCCCCUGAAUGUGAAUGGCGUUUUAGAUAUGAAGUCGGGGAAUCAAUUUAGUCGCCGUGUUAAAGCAAAGGUCAGAGGUCGUAAUCUGCCAGCCUACGAGGUCACGUUUAAAACAGUAGAGUAUCUCGGACUACGUAAACAAACAAUCCGUGAUGACGUUAUGAACUGCAAGCAUAUUGUUGAUUUUAAAAAGGAUGCCUGUUAUGACGGCACAGUGAGGCCAAGACUAUUAAUAGGGUCUGAUCAUUGGUAUUUAACUAUUCCAGAGGAGGUGCGAGUGGGUGAGAAGGACGAGCCCGCUUUAGUACGCUGUCGUCUCGGAUGGGUGGUCUACGGAACUACACCUGCCCACUUCAUGCGACUACUCGCUGAAGAAGAAGAAUACUCAGCACUGCACUGCCAUGAGGAGGAGGUCGAGCUGCACGACUUAGUAAAGUCGCAUUUCGAGAUGGAUUCACUAGGUAUAAAAAAUUUAAAUAAAAGUAACCCGGCAGAGCAACGAGCGGUCGAGAUCUUCAACCAAACCUGUAAGAAAAUUGAAUCAAAUAGGUACGAGGUCGGUCAGCUGUGGCGCAAGGACGACACAACGAUGCCACCAAGCUACACCAAUGCAAUAAGGAGGCUUCAUUCAACCGAGAGAAAAAUGAAACGAGACCAGGACUACUCGGAGGCAUAUAAGGCUCAAAUAAAAAAUCUGGUAGACAAGGGUUAUGCCGAAAAGGUCAACGAACGCCAGACGGAGAGUGAUUUGACCUUUUAUUUACCACAUUUUGGAGUGACUAACGUCAAUAAACCAGGCAAGUUAAGGCUAGUUUUUGAUGCUGCGGCAAAGGUUAAUGGUCAAAGUUUGAACGACCACAUUUUAGAGGGCCCCGAUCUACUACAGUCUUUACCAGGAAUAUUAUACAGGUUUAGAGAAGGGCAAUACGCAGUCGUCGCAGACAUCGCCGAAAUGUUCCUGCAAGUAAGGAUACGUAAGGAGGAUCAGCCGAGUCAGUUAUUUUUAUGGAGGGAGAAUAAUAAGAGCGUUCCUGAGGUUUAUAAGAUGAAUAGUAUGAUUUUCGGAGCAGCUUCGAGCCCGUUUUUGGCACAUUGCGUGCGAAAUAAGAAUGCACUAGAUAACGCAAAAGAAUUCCUUGUUGAAUUAGCUGUUGAGGAAAUAACUACUAACCAUUACAUGGAUGAUUUUGUAGCAAGUUUUAAAAAUGAAUCUGCUUUGGUUUCCAGCUCCCUGCAAGUAGCCGAGUGCCACGAGCGUGGCGGCUUCCAGCUUCGCGGGUGGUGCUCGAACAGCGAGCUACUCCGCAAGCAGAUACCAGCGGAGCUACAAACAGAAACACCCGCGAAGCUGGGUAACAAGGAAAGUAAAAUAUUAGGAUUAUUUUGGAACCCUCAAACUGGCGAACUCGGCUUUAAUACGAAAUUAUUAAGAGUACCUCAGGAGGUCAAGGAUCAACUUAGAGCCCCGACGAAGAGAGAAAUGCUCUCAGCUGUCAUGUCCAUAUAUGACCCAUUAGGCUUAUUAGCGCAUUAUACUAUAUCACCGAAAUGUGUAUUACAGAAAAUUUGGAGUAAGAAAAUCGAGUGGGACCAGCCGCUGCCACCGGAGGAUGUAGAAGCCUUCAACGCGUGGCUGAGGGCGAUGGACUCCGUCACAGCCUUAAGAAUACCCCGGUGCUACUUUGCAGUGGACACGAAGUCGACGAAACAGCUGCAUAUUUUUAUGGACGCAAGUACUCAGGCCUACGCGUGCGUCGCAUACUGGAGAUAUGAGGUAGAGUCAGAUUAUGUAAUUACUCUAAUCGGCGGACGGAGCAAGGUGUCCCCGACGAAGCAGCUGAGCGUCCCGAGGCUCGAAUUACAGGCAGCUCUUAUAGGCUCAAGGUUAAAGGAGACUAUACUGAAACAUCAUCGUUUCGACGUUGAAAAGGUCUGUAUGUGGACUGACAGCUCAACGGUUCUGCAUUGGGUGCGAAACGGCGCUAAACGCUACUCGAUGUACGUGGCAAACAGGCUAGGCGAGAUAGCAGAGCUCACUCGAACCCAUCAGUGGAGAUGGGUACCAACCAAAGUUAACCCGGCAGACGUGGCUAGUCGACCGGACAUGAAGCGUCAGGUACAUGCGCAUAGCCUUUGGUAUGAGGGACCAGACUUUUUGAGGCAGCCGGAGUCUGAAUGGCCUCAAGAACGUCCGGUAGAGGGCGACACUCGCCCUGUAGAGCCCGAAGGGCUAGAGGAGGUUUGCUGCGCUACACAAGUGGCGCCAUCUAUAAAUAAGGUCCCCAUACCCGACCCAGACAGAUUUUCUAACUAUGACAGGCUCUUAAAUGCAACAGCAAGGAUAUUCCAGUUUAUUGAACGCUUAAAAAAUAAAGCUUAUGUUGCAUUCCAGUUACACCAUCUGAAGAAAGCAGAGCACCUACUGUUCCAGUAUUCGCAGAAGCAAGCCUUCCCCGACGAGCUACUAAGGCUGUCACGAGGGGAGCCUAUACCGCCGAGCAGCCGGCUCUACGGCCUGGACCCGGUGCUAGAGGAGGAUGGACUGCUGAGGAUGCGUGGACGCAUCAACGCCGCACCGGUCCAGGGGCUGAACAAAAGGCCUAUCAUACUGGAUGGCAAAAUUAAGGUCAUAUUUUUACUUAUAUUACGAGCACAUCGGCGGAGUCAUCACGCGAACAACGAACGCGUAAUCAACGAUCUAAGGCAACUGUACUGGAUCCUACAUCUAAGGCCGUCAGUGCGCCGAGUAGCGUACGCAUGCAUGAUGUGUAAAAUUAGGAAGGCUAAACCCGAGGUCCCUGCGAUGGGUGAUCUACCAUCAGCACGAAUUACACCAUAUCAAAGGCCGUUUACCCACUCAGCAGUAGAUUUGUUUGGGCCAUUACACAUUACAAUAGGAAGGAGGCACGAAAAGAGAUGGGUGGCCCUAUUUACAUGUUUAACCACAAGAGCUGUGCAUUUAGAAGUUAUUUCAUCGCUUUCAGCGGACAGUGCUAUCAUGGCGUUGCGGCGGUUCGCAGCGCGAAGAGGAUGGCCGGCAGUCAUCUACAGUGACAACGGCACGAACUUCCGGGCGGCCGACAUCGAGCUACGCCGAGCCUUCGAGGAGUGGCUACCGCAGCUCGAGGAAUACGGGCUGCAACACGGGCUGCGCUGGCGAUUCAUACCACCCGGCGCGCCGAACCAAGGAGGAGCAUGGGAGCGGCUUGUACGCUCUGUCAAGACAGCACUUACAACUACACUACACGAGAGGGCGCCGAAGGAGGAAACGCUUCGAACUUUGCUGGCGGAGGUCGAAAAUACAGUCAACGCGCGACCUCUCACUCACGUGUCAGUCGACCCGAAAGACGAGGAGGCACUCACACCAGCUCACUUUCUUCUCGGAGGUUCCACGGGCCUACCCAUAACCGGUCAGUGCGAGGAGGCAGAUCGGCGAACCUGGCGCGCCACACUAGCGCUCGCCGACCAUUUCUGGCGAAGGUGGCUACGCGAGUAUUUGCCCCUACUCGCCCCACGACAGUCGCCGACCAACCAAGCGAGACCACACGCUACCACGGAACGUGUGGCCCAGAGGCAUCAUCACAGCGGUAUACCCUGGACCUGA
Messenger RNA from Cydia amplana, 5607 nucleotides. RefSeq lists its product as uncharacterized. The record is from RefSeq and is a predicted model, not a curated record. Lineage: Eukaryota; Metazoa; Arthropoda; Insecta; Lepidoptera; Tortricidae. Gene Ontology annotation, biological process: DNA integration. The transcript has 3 exons. Gene Ontology annotation, molecular function: nucleic acid binding. Bases 1 to 5607 code for a protein of 1868 amino acids.